AUGCAAUACUGUCCUCUUCCCUCCGUCUCCUCCUUCGCCCGUCCUCUUACAGGCCGCACCGUCCUCCUCACAGGGGGUAACGUCGGCCUCGGCUUCGAAGCGGCCAAGCAUCUCGCCUCUCUCGGUCCAGAAAGACUCAUCAUCACCUCGCGCAACGCCGCCCGCGGGGCAGAAGCAGUCAAGGCUAUCCAAGCUGCCGGGAAGGGCAAAGUGGGGAGCGUCGAAUGCUGGGAGAUCGACCAAGCCCAGUUUGGGAGCGUCACUGCUUUCGCAGACCGAUGGGCGAAGGAAGUGGGGAAACUCGACUUGUUGGUGCUUAAUGCCGGUGUUGCGCAGCUCGAGUAUGCGCAGUCGCAAGACGGACUCGAGCUCAUGCUCCAGGUUAAUCAUCUCGCUCCUGCCCUCCUCACUUUCCGCAUGCUCCCCUUCCUGAGCAAGGCGAGCCCCGACCCACCAACACCAAGGAUCGUCAUCGUCAACUCCGGGACGCAUCACUGGGUCCCGGGUGUGCAGGAGGUGGACGAAGCGGGCGAUGGGUGGCUCAAGCUGCUCGCGAGUAAGAAAUACUGCCAGACGGAGAAGGGGAUGAUGAUGCGGUAUCCCCUCACCAAACUGUUCAACGUCAUGUUCGCCAAGUCCCUCUCGGAGCAUAUACCCGCCUCCAACCCGCUCAUAGCAAACAGCGUCAACCCCGGGUUCUGUCGCUCCUCCCUAGGGCGGAACGUCCGUUCCUGGCGGUUCUGGUUCUACACGCAGCUCGUAGCGCGCACUACGGAGGUGGGCAGUCGCACGCUCGUGCAUGCUGCGGUUGGGAAGGACUUGGAUGAUAUGUAUGGCGAGUAUGUCGAGAGCUGCUUUGUGAGCUCGCCGAGUGCUCUGGUGAGGAGCAGGAGGGGGAAGAUGAUCCGCGAUAAGCUUUGGGCGCAGACGAUUGAACUCCUUUCAGAGGUCGAUCCGGAAGUGCCGAGGAUCAUCAAGCAGUAUCUCGAGUGA
Molecule: messenger RNA, 993 nt
Organism: Dacryopinax primogenitus
Lineage: Eukaryota; Fungi; Basidiomycota; Dacrymycetes; Dacrymycetales; Dacrymycetaceae
Product: NADP-binding protein
Exons: 3
Coding region: 1-993 (330 amino acids)
Source: RefSeq, a predicted model, not a curated record